Fomitopsis serialis is the source of this 1821-nucleotide messenger RNA. RefSeq lists its product as uncharacterized. The transcript is spliced from 6 exons. The record is from RefSeq and is a predicted model, not a curated record. Bases 187 to 1686 code for a protein of 499 amino acids. Lineage: Eukaryota; Fungi; Basidiomycota; Agaricomycetes; Polyporales; Fomitopsidaceae.
ACUGUUCUUACCUGCCUGUGCGCCGCAAUAGCUUCCCACAUAUUGGUAGCAACACUCGUCGAUUAUAGUCUGAGGCUCACGACGAAUCAAGCAUCCAACAACGGUCUCGCUGCAUCUUCAGUCUUCAUCCGGGUCUCUGCUCCCUUGUGUUCAUUUUCCAUACUGCUGCUUUUGCUCUGCUCGAGAAUGAGUGCUCGCGUUCCCUUUAUGCCUCAGCGGCCUGCGUCAGCUCGCCCUGAAACCUCGGCUCCUUCGCUCUCUAGUACCGUCGCUCACGACUCGUUUCGCCCAAACGGGCUGCUUUCUGGCAGUCACUCGGCCCCUACAUACUCGUACAACGACGGGUCCGCUCCAAAAGACCCGCAUAUAGCCACCCAACACAGCGCCGAAGCUGCACUAAAGGCUGCGACAAACAAGCCGCUCAACGUAUCCGGCCUCGCGAAGCGCAAACCCGUCCCUCAGUCUAACGGGGUCUCCGGACUGGGUACGAACCGCAAGUCCUUUGAUAGCUCUGGAGCCGAUGCUCGCUCGACCAGGCCUUUCUUGCCUCCGAGCCAGGCUCACCGUCUGUCGGGCCCUCGUCCGUCUUCUCCGUUCUUCCUCGGAAGCACCGUCUCAGGCACUGGAUCUGGUUCUGAGUUCUUGUCUGUGAACGGAUUCCGCCCGCCGAUGCUGCCUGUGCCGUCCAAGCUGCAGACCUCGGGCUCUGGGGAUAACCUGAACGGUAAUAACGCGCAUAUAGUCACCUCGGAUGGUGCUGGCGACGGCAACACCUCUGAAGCGCACUCUACGAACGGCGACAGAUACAACGACCUCCGUUCACUGGGCUCGAACAAUCCCGAGCGCGCCCAUGCUCGCCCGCGCGUCUCCUCUCAUCCGUCUCUCGAGAAGAUCAAUGAGGAUGAAGACGAGGACGACCGAGGUCACCCAGGCGGUGCCCAUGGCCAACGGGCCUCCGGGUCCUUCCCGGAUGAUGCCCACGCGGGCUCGGACGACGCUCCUUCCGAGGCGUCUCAGCCUGGCUUGCGUAGGUCGGUCAAACGCAUCCAUCAGCAAGACUUCGAGGAGGAAGAGUUCGCGUACGGGACUCAGUCGAAGCGGUACAAGCUGGACGGGCAAGGCCUCGCGGACGACCUCGCAGCGCGCUACUCCCGCGGACCGACCCCCGACGUCCGCGGGUACAUCGCUCCCGAAGACUACGAGCGCGGCGUCCCUGACCCUCGCGCGCAUUCGCAGCAGCCCGACAGGCCUUACUCCCGCAUGUCCGAGGCGCACGUUCAUCCACAGGCUCAGCCCGCACCCUUGGACCCUACGGGACGCGGGGAGGCGUUGUACAAGCUCAUGGGACAGGACCUCGGCGAGUUCGUGGAGGGCCAUGUGGACGCGUACGAGGAGGCGAAGAAGAGGUGGUCGGAGUGUUCGAUGGAGGAGUGGACGGCUGGCGCAGACGAGUUGACAACGAAAUUCUCCAAGAUGUUGGAUUUUGUCAAGGACCACAUGACUGCGAAGCUGUCCCUGUACGCCUCGCUUCAUUCCGCCGUCGCCUCUCACAAAUCCACUCUCGGCGAGCGAGAGAAGGCUCUGGUGGAAGCACGGGAGAGCCUGGUGCGAGAGGGAGGUGCGGUCGUUGGAGGUGGCGCAGUCGCAUCUGCUAUGCAGGCGGAGAAACCGAACGGGGAGGACUAGUAGGCUGGACAACACCAGCAGCCGCAGACACUUCCUGCGCACGAUCGAUACAAAGAUACAUGCUGUACACUGGCAAGUUGAUCACCUUCCACGCGUCCUCACGAUGCCUUCGUGAUCAGCUCCUGCACGAUCUUU